This is a messenger RNA of Cladophialophora immunda, 1965 nucleotides long. RefSeq lists its product as uncharacterized. The transcript is spliced from 6 exons. The record is from RefSeq and is a predicted model, not a curated record. NCBI's taxonomy places the organism in Eukaryota, Fungi, Ascomycota, Eurotiomycetes, Chaetothyriales, Herpotrichiellaceae. Bases 64 to 1965 code for a protein of 633 amino acids.
UAAACGUCACGGUAGGCCUGUCUGGAAGAUGGUUCAUCGCCAUCUCGUUCUUGUGAUUCCAAAAUGCAUCUCCACCACGCAAAUAUUCUUCUCCCCAUUCUCAUUAUUCAUGGCCUCGUCCUUGAGGCCGUUCCGUUCGCGGAGGCAACAGUCCUGUCAGACCGAGACGGCUUUCAUAGUUUGAGACCUGUUAGAAGGAAUCCACAACUCUCCAGAAGAAGGGCGGAUCUCAGGCCCGUUCACAGCGCUGAACUGGCCUAUGCAGACGGCGAUGGUCAACAAAGUCCGGCUUUUUUCUCGACUGUCCGGUUUCAGUCGAACAAGCCAGUGCUUGUGCUUGAGCAGAUGGAAGACCUCUUUGCGGAUAUACAGUGCUCCUAUCAAGAAAUCACUAUUGUCUUCCGCACCCCUACGGCAUUUCAUGAGGCAAGACAGAUAUGGAGCAAUCUGGAAAGCGCCUACGUUGUCGCUAGCCAUGCGAACUGCUCCCAAGAUGGCGAACGGACCACAUUCCAAAUUCGCUCUAUCGCUUUUGAGGGAGAGUACAAUGCCGCGAUACUCCAGACAGAGAAAACAACACUGCGAGAUGCCUUCCACAACCUCCACCUGAAGUUCGGACACACCAAUGAAGUACAUCCACUAGCAAAACAGCCCCAGCGUCUGGAUCGAAGACAAUCCUCAGAGGAAACAACGCCAACCCCGACUUCCGCUCCGCUCGACCUGACAGCAACAUCCUUGAUCCCCUCGGACACCUCGACCGCAACCGCCACAUCCCUGUCCAUCAAUCUCACACACGGCGUCCAAGACACAUGGUUCCCAGACACCGUGCCUGGGACCGAUGCUCAGCUCCCCAUCAAAAUCGGCUGUAAGGAAUGCAGCACCGACGGCACUCUGACCCUCGCGCAAGGCGAGUGGAGCAUCCUGUCCCCGUUCGACUGGGAUGGCGCUGGGGACCUGACGGACAUCAUCUCUGCCGGGAAUGUGCAGCUCGACAUCGAGGGCUUCGUUGCGCACGUGGAGAUACAAAUUGAGCCCAGCUUGAAAGGAGACAUGAGUCUGACCUUGUUUACGAUCCCGGUUUUCGGAUUCACGAUUCCGGAGCUCGGGUCGGGUGGGAUCCUCGUCGAGCCAACGCUGUCGUUGGGUUGGGAGUUGUCUGGCGGUAUUGAAAUGUCCUAUGGGUUUGAGCUGAAGAUCCCAAACCUGGCCGUCGACCUUGAUUUUGCAAACCCGACCUCAUCUAACGUGACAGGCCUCGACGGCAUCUCCAUCACCGACGUCCCUUUCCAAGCCAACAUCUCCGACAUCGACCUCUCUCUCAGCCUUUCCUUGACGCCACGGAUCACCCUCGGCGUGGAAAUCCUGGGGGGCCUGUCCGCCGAAGUCGGCACAUCCCUUGACCUUCCCAAGGCCACCGUCGCCAUUACCCAGCUGGCCACGGAUGCCGUUAAUGCUAGUUGCGCAAACUCGAGCGAAGCGCCGGCGUACCAGGCCGACUUUGAGCACCUGUUUCACAGCCUGACGCACGUCGCCAUGGGCGUCGAGUUGGGUGUGGGCUUCGACAUGAGUGCCGAAGUCGACCUGCUUCCCCAUCUUGACUUCUCCAGCUCCUGGGAGCUGGCGACCGUACCCGUGGCCGCACUCCCCACGCGGUGUCUGGCGUUUCAGACAGAUGCGCCAUCGGGCCCGGGCUUUACACCGGCGGCAUCGGCCUUUGCAAAGGUCCAGGCCCAAGCUCUGGCUUCCGCUUCGUCAGCCUCUUCUGCUUCUGCUGCAGCCGCUUCUGCCACCGCCACGAAGCAGGGCGGAUCGGGAGGGUCGAGUGGGCAGGGUGGGCAGGGUGGAUCAGCCAAUUCCGCCGCGAAUGCGGCAUCAGGUCGUAUGGACGCUUGGCUCAACUCCCCGAUGGAAAGAUUGUGCUUCUAUGCCUUUUUGGUCGUGGCUGGACUCUUCAUCAAUCUGUAA